Molecule: messenger RNA, 1256 nt
Organism: Arabidopsis lyrata subsp. lyrata
Lineage: Eukaryota; Viridiplantae; Streptophyta; Magnoliopsida; Brassicales; Brassicaceae
Product: protodermal factor 1
Exons: 3
Coding region: 77-1057 (326 amino acids)
Source: RefSeq, a predicted model, not a curated record
GUAUCCGGUUUUUACUCUACUACACAACACCAUUUGCAAAAAAACUUCUCUCUGAAUCUCAGUGGGUUCUCAUAAAAUGAGAGGGAUGAUGAGUUUUACCUUUUGGGCUCUCUUUGCUGCUUUACUCUCACAGCAGCUCUUUGCUUCUGUUGCUUCCAUAAGGUUUGAGGAUGCCAAAACAUACUACUCUCCUCCCUCUGGCUCACAUGGAACUCCUCCAUCACACACGCCUCCUUCUAACUGUGGAAGUCCACCUUACGACCCUACUCCUUCAUCUCCAUCUCACCCUUCAACUCCAUCUCACCCUUCAACUCCAUCUCACCCUUCAACUCCAUCACAUACUCCAACUCCUUCCACUCCAUCACAUACUCCAACUCCUUCCACUCCAUCACACACCCCAACUCCAUCACACACUCCCUCACACACCCCUCCUUGUAACUGUGGAAGUCCACCUUCUCACCCUUCCACUCCUUCCCACCCUUCCACGCCAUCACGCCCAACCCCUUCACACCCUCCUUCUGGUGGAUAUUACUCAUCUCCUCCACCAAGUACUCCAGUCGUUGUGACUCCACCAACACCCAUUGAUCCAGGCACACCCAUCAUUGGAGGAAGCCCACCAACUCCUAUCAUUGAUCCAGGCACACCCAUCAUCGGAGGAAGCCCACCAACUCCUUUCAUCCCUGCUCCUUUCCCACCAAUCACUGGAACAUGCGAUUACUGGAGAAACCACCCAACAUUGAUAUGGGGCUUGCUUGGAUGGUGGGGAACUGUUGGAGGAGCUUUUGGUACAGUAAGUAUUCCCAGUAGCAUUCCAGGGUUUGAUCCUCACAUGAACCUUCUUCAAGCACUUUCCAACACCCGCACUGAUCCCAUUGGUGCUCUCUACCGUGAAGGCACAGCGUCUUGGUUAAACUCCAUGGUCAACACUAAGUUCCCUUUGACAACUCCUCAAGUCAGAAACCAUUUUGUGGCAGGACUUUCCUCAAACAAGGCAGCCACAAAGCAAGCCCAUACCUUCAAGCUCGCUAAUGAAGGUCGUCUAAAGCCUAGAGUCUGAAAUUAAGAGAGUUUCAUUUCUCACUUUGUUUGUUGGUUUAUAUCAAAAACAAUCUUAUCAUGUGUGGUGCUCAGUAGAGUUUUAAGUGUCCUAUAGCCUCUAGUAAUAUUUAUGAUGGAUACUUCUUUCUAUUUAAUGUUGCUGUUUUAAAAAAAUUUCUUGAUCUUAAAUAAGAUUUAGUAGUUCCUCUGUUUCUCAA